AUGGCGAGCAAAAGAUUCGUCAAGUUUACUGAAGAGGAAAUUGCAUCGUUUACCGAAGACCAAGAAAAUGCCAAUACGAAGAAGAAAACUGUGUGUGAUCUAAAAUUAUUUAACGAGUUUCUUAACAGCGAGGAAGAGAGAAACAUAGAAAAUAUUCCAGCCGCCGAGCUCCAACAGUUGGCAAAGAAGUUUGUACCCGGAGUAAGAAAGAAAAAUGGCGAGGAAUAUGAACCAUCUUCUCUAAGAGGGUUUUUGCAAAGUGUUGACCGCUACCUCCGUAAAAAAGGAUGCACAUUUUCCCUUUUGACUACGACAAAAAAAUUCUGUGA
Molecule: messenger RNA, 329 nt
Organism: Porites evermanni
Lineage: Eukaryota; Metazoa; Cnidaria; Anthozoa; Scleractinia; Poritidae
Source: the annotation of a GenBank genome assembly